GAAAGCAUAGUUUUUUGGUAUAUAAAUUGCGAGUGCGGCUGACAAAGAGUAUCAGUUCCCUCACUUACCUCACAGAGAUCAGUGGUUUAGCACAGCCAGCACAACUCACUCCAAAUCAUUCAACAACAUGAAACUUUUCGUUGCCGCUUCUUUUGCUCUCUUGGCCUUGGCUUCCGCCGAUGUUAGCCACUUGUCCAAGAGCUACUUGCCUCCUGUGCAGCAAUCGUACUCUUCAGCUGUUGUGCAACAAUCCUACUCGGCUCCUGCUGUGCAACACUCAUACUCGGCUCCCGCUAUACAACAGUCCUACUCAGCUCCCUCCAACGAGUACUUGCCCCCAGUGCAACAGCCAACCUACUCAGCUCCCUCGGUGAGUUACUCUGCUCCCGCUGUACACCAAAGCUACUCUGCUCCCUCAGUUAGCUACUCUGCCCCCGCUGUGCAAACCACCUACUCUGCUCCCACUGUUCAAACCACCUACUCCGCCCCUGCCGUUCAAAGCACCUACUCUGCCCCAGCUGCUCAAUCCUACUCCUCGUACUCAUCCGCUCCAGCUGUCCAACAAUCGUUUGCCGUGCAAGAGCAAUACUCUGCUCCUUCCAACGAAUACUUGCCUCCCGUUCAACAGACCUACUCUGCUCCCACAGUUAGCUACAGUGCCCCAGCUGUUCAGCAAUCCUACUCAGCUCCUGUCUCCUACCAACAACAGACCUUCUCCUCCGGCUCUGCCAGCAGCAGUUACUCUGGUGCUGAUGUCGGCACUCAAUAUGCUGCCAACGGUGGUUAUGUCUACAAGAAGUAAAUGACAGAGCUGUGAUUCGACAUUCAUAUUUUAGUAUUUUUGCUCCAAAUAGCUUCAUUCAUUCGUAAUUGUUAACCCCAUCUAUUGUUAAUUAAAUCAAUUAAUGUUUU
Messenger RNA from Stomoxys calcitrans (stable fly), 912 nucleotides. RefSeq names its product cuticle protein 16.5. The transcript has 2 exons. NCBI's taxonomy places the organism in Eukaryota, Metazoa, Arthropoda, Insecta, Diptera, Muscidae. The coding region runs from base 128 to 802 and encodes 224 amino acids. Gene Ontology annotation, cellular component: RNA polymerase II transcription regulator complex. The record is from RefSeq and is a predicted model, not a curated record. Gene Ontology annotation, biological process: positive regulation of transcription by RNA polymerase II. Gene Ontology annotation, molecular function: transcription coactivator activity.